UCGCUUUCAGGAUGAGUGCUAGUGCCACUGCUAAACUUGUAUAAAUUGCAGGCUCAACUUGCAAAAUGGCAACCUUGGAGAUUCGUCUGAAGAGAGUGAACAAGAUUUACCACGAAGGCGACAUUGUUAAAGGUGUUAUUGUAGUUCAGAGUCGCGGAGAGCUCUCACACAAUGGUAUCACUCUCUCUAUGGAAGGAUCUGUGAAUCUGCAACUGAGUGCUAAAAGUGUUGGAGUUUUUGAAGCAUUCUACAACUCCUUGAAGCCAAUCCAUCUGGUCAACUACUCCCUAGAGAUUGCAAAACCUGGCAAAUUGCCAAAUGGCAAGACUGAACUUCCUUUUGAGAUUCCACUGAAACCCAAGGGUAACAAGCCACUGUAUGAGACCUAUCAUGGAGUUUUUGUAAACAUUCAGUACUAUCUCCGAAGUGAAAUGAAAAGGCCAUAUUUGAACAAAGACCUUCAGAGCCAAGCAGAGUUUAUAGUUGAGAAUAAGGUGACAUCUAAGAAGGGAGAGGUAAAACCUGUAGAGUUUUCUAUCACACCAGAGUCCCUUGAAAAUGUGAAAGAGAAAGCAAAGGUACCAAAGUUCUUAGUAAAAGGCAAUCUGGACAAUGCUCUGUGCUCUAUCUCUAAACCGUUCACAGGAGAGCUGGAGGUUGUUGAAUCAGACAGACCUAUCAAAUCCAUUGAGUUGCAGCUUGUCAGAGUAGAAACAUGUGGUUGUGCAGAAGGAUACUCAAAAGAUGCUACCGAGAUUCAGAACAUUCAGAUCGCAGAGGGAGAUGUUUGUCGCGGUCUCAGGAUCCCAAUAUACAUGAUAUUUCCUCGUCUAUUUACCUGCCCGACAUUGACCACUGCGAACUUCAAAAUUGAAUUUGAGGUGAAUGUGGUAAUAGUUCUUCAAGAUGAUCAUCUCAUUACAGAAAACUUUCCAAUUAAAAUUAUGAGAUUUGAAAAUAAUGCUGUAUGAUUCCUAGAGGGGAAGGACUCUUGCAAAGUGUCUCCUUCCUUUAGAAAUGAUUAAAGGAAAGCUUAUACAAUCCAUAAAGUCUAGUAAAGGAUUUGAACGAAACAAUGUAUGUCUUUAAUACGACAAGAAGUAGUUCUGACUUUCUGAUGGUUUUUCAAGUGUUUAAAAUAUGAAUUUAUAGCUGCAUUAGAAAAUUUUAUAUUUUUUAAGAUGAUAAUAAACGAACAAGAAUUCUGUUGAA
Molecule: messenger RNA, 1212 nt
Organism: Pocillopora verrucosa
Lineage: Eukaryota; Metazoa; Cnidaria; Anthozoa; Scleractinia; Pocilloporidae
Product: vacuolar protein sorting-associated protein 26C
Biological process (GO): intracellular protein transport
Cellular component (GO): endosome
Source: RefSeq, a predicted model, not a curated record